Molecule: messenger RNA, 1584 nt
Organism: Fusarium coffeatum
Lineage: Eukaryota; Fungi; Ascomycota; Sordariomycetes; Hypocreales; Nectriaceae
Exons: 5
Coding region: 1-1584 (527 amino acids)
Source: RefSeq, a predicted model, not a curated record
AUGGGGUUGUUUUCACGCAAAGACAAGACGCCAAAGGCCGAUCAGGCCAUCAACACUUCUCAAUCCAAUGUGAGCGUAAACUCACACUCAUCAAGCUUGAGAUCGCCUGCUGCCGCCAAUAACCGCAACCCCAUGAAUCGAACUUCUGCUGCUAGCACGUCCGGUCCCAUGUCUCCAGUCAAACUACCAAAGAUCGAUCUUCCUCGACCUCCGGACCCUCAGCUCGAUCCUGCCGGUUACCUGAAAAGUCUUGGUGCUGUGAGAGAAAGGAGCAAGAUUGUCACUGACAAGGCUCUGCGCAAUGAAUUGAAGCAUUUUGAUGUGGAUAUGAGCAAGUUUGACGAUGUGGUCACAUUUGUUACUGGAAUUAUCAAGCGAGACUAUGAUGCCCCCUAUCUCAGCAUUCCUAGCCACGGCAGAUACCAGCACUUUGCCGUUGGUGGUCGAGAUCGCAUUGCUCAGCUACUUUCAACCUGGCCUUCUAAUAUCGACAACACAGAGCGCUGCCGACGUCUAAUCGAUCUUUUCCUCGUCAGUGUGCUUUUGGAUGCUGGCGCAGGAACUUGCUGGACGUACAAGAGCAACGAGAAUGGUCGCGUGUACAGGAGAUCAGAGGGUAUCGCAGUUGCCAGUCUGGAAAUGUUCAAGAGUGGUCUAUUCUCUGGAAACCCCAACAACAAAUUCCAAGUCGACAAGGAUGGUCUCAAGACUCUUACAGUCGAAAAACUUGCUGCUGGCCUUCAGUCAAAACCAGGCAACGAAAUGGCCGGCAUCCAAGGUCGCACUGACAUGCUGAUCCGCCUGGGUGAAGCUUUGGCCGCCAAGGACGACUUCUGGGGUUAUGAAGGUCGCCCUGGAUGCUUGAUUGAUCACCUUCUUGGUCACCCCUCGACACAGGCAUCAUCCUUGCUCAUCGUUCCCUUGCCCGUCCUGUGGAACGUGUUAAUGACAGGCCUUGCUCCUAUCUGGCCCACAAACCGAACAGCGAUCAAUGGUGUUUCCCUCGGCGAUGCUUGGCCUUGCCAGGCGAUGCCUCAGCCCGGCGCAUCUCCCAAGGUUUCCGCUUUCCCCAACAGCUCCAACGCCGCUGCCUGGGAGUCCAUUCUGCCAUUCCACAAGCUCACUCAGUGGCUCACCUACUCGCUUAUGCAACCCAUGCAACAGCUCCUCAAGAUGCACUUUGCCGGAACCGAAUUGCUCACUGGUCUACCAGAGUACCGAAACGGUGGUCUUUUCGUCGAUAUGGGUGUCUUGAACGUCAAAAAGGACGAUCUGGAGAGAGGUCUACAGAAUUACAAUGAGUGGGUGCAACGGACAGGCGCUAAGGGUGUUGAGGUAGCACCCAUGUUUGAGCCUAGUGACGAUGUCAUCGUUGAGUGGAGAGGUGUUACAGUUGGUUUCCUCGACCUGCUCUGUGAGGAGGUCAACAAGGUUCUGAAGCCUGAGUUGGGCGGCAACGAGUUGACCUUGCCACAGCUUCUAGAGGCUGGUAGCUGGAGGGGUGGCCGUGAGAUUGCCGAGAUCAACAGACCUAAUACCAAGGAGCCCCCGAUCCUUAUCGAGAGCGACGGCACCGUAUUCUAA